CAACAUGUAUAAAAGGCAGUGGGACUGAGGAGUAGAAACAGAAGACUGACUUAACUGUAGCCUACAGAAGAAAAGCAAUACUUAACUUCCAGCACAGAAGAAUGAUAGAGAGAGCAACUCUAACUCUGGCUCUAGUGUUUCGGUGCCUGCUUGGAGAACAGGGUCUCACUAACGGUGUCAUGGAGAAACAGAUCCUCACAGGAAAAGGACAGAUAGAGGGAGUGGGGUGAGGGUCAGAGAGAAGGAGUGAUGGUGAAAGGGAACAGAGUGGAGUAAGAGAGAGGGAGAGACGGUGGGAGAGAGAGAGUGGGUGCCAGAGGAUGAGGAUGAAUACCAUUCAGGCUGAGAGGAAGGGGGUAGAGGAGGUGUCACUGGAGGCCAGGCUGACAGCUGCUGAGGGUCUCUUAGAAGAGGAGAGAGUCCUGGUGUCUGAGCUGAGAGCUACAAUGGAGAAACAGAGCAUCAUGCUGCAGAGGCUGAGCAUGCAGAGAAGAGGAUUAUUCACAGCACCAGUGAGAGGAGUAUACUUCACUUUCUACAGCCAUGCAGGGGGUGAAUGGAGAAUAGUGUGUGCCUUGUUCAAAAAUGGACAUAGAGUGGUCACUGCUAUGGAUCAUUCCAGUAGAGCGGACAUUGCUGACACAGUGGUGAAUGGAGCUACCCUUCAGCUGAACAGGGGAGAUCAGGUGUACACGCGUCUUGCGGCCAACACACACAUCUUUGACGAUUCACAACGCAAAAGUACAUUUAGUGGCUUCCUGCUUUUCACUGUACAUUACUGAGGUUCUGAAAGGGGCUGUAGACUUAUUGCCUUUUACUGUGAUGACCUUCCUGGCUGUGACCAAGAAGUCAACUCUGAGAAGUAUGAAGCACCAUGAGCAUUGAAGUAUCAUCAAUACUGGUCAAAAGCAAUCUUAAAAAGAGACCCCAGUACAGAUGGUUUCUCUCUUGUACACUCUCUCUCUCUCACACACACACACACACACACACACACACACACACACACACACACACACACACACACACACACACACACACACACACACACACACACACACUUUUUCUCAUAUAAACUUCCGUCGUACUUUGUACUUGAUAUAUAUUUUCUUAGUGACUACUCCAACAAUUAUCAUCAAUUGUCUCUAAUUAUCUCGUUAACUUUAUCUUAAUCAGCACUAAUGAGUUUGAUUGUUCUGAGAACCGCCUCGCUGCUCUUAAUAAUCAGUGUCUGCUUCUCUAUCAGUGUUUCAGGUGCUCACCAGAACCCUACAAGGCUCUUAGCGACGUACAUGUAUAUAUACUUUACCUACCUACAGUAUAUAUAGGUCAUAACUCAGUUAUUACCCAAUAAUACUAUAAAUUGUGCCUUCCUGUAUUAUACUUAUGCUAAAAUCUUUAUUGUAUUCUACUGCCAUUUACUUUAUGUUCGUAUUCUUAUUUUAGUGCUAUUUCUUAUUGUUGUUGCAUUGUUGAGAAGGAACCUGUAAGUAGGCAUUUUGUUCGAUGAUAUACAGUAUAAGGGAACUAACAAGACUGCCCUGUUAGAGCUCCUAAUCGACAGGUGUAUUUGGUGCAUUGAGUUGGGUGGAAGCUCUCCAGCACUCUAAUAAUAAACAAUGAUUCAAUUAAAAUUGACUUUGAGUGUCCCGUGGUAAGAUUUUACAUAAGUGGCAGCAUCAUGCUGUGUGGAUGUAUUUCAGAGGCAGUGACUGGGAGACUUGUGAGGAUUGAGGGAAAGAUGAAUGGUGCAAAGUACAGAGAGGUCCUUGAUGAAAACCUGCUCCAGAGCACUCGGGACCUGGGGCAAAGGUUCACCUUCC
Messenger RNA from Salmo salar (Atlantic salmon), 1820 nucleotides. The record is from RefSeq and is a predicted model, not a curated record. NCBI's taxonomy places the organism in Eukaryota, Metazoa, Chordata, Actinopteri, Salmoniformes, Salmonidae.